Messenger RNA from Penicillium cinerascens, 1080 nucleotides. RefSeq names its product questin oxidase family protein. Gene Ontology annotation, molecular function: oxidoreductase activity. Lineage: Eukaryota; Fungi; Ascomycota; Eurotiomycetes; Eurotiales; Aspergillaceae. The record is from RefSeq and is a predicted model, not a curated record. Bases 1 to 1080 code for a protein of 359 amino acids. The transcript has 5 exons.
AUGAUCAACGCCACCACUUACCUACUGAGUCCCACAGAGACUCCUGGCCUGGUGGACGCCAAUGGGCUUACAGAAGAGAGUGCGAAGAUGGUGACGGAGCCUCUCAAGGAGAACAAUGAGAAGUACCAUAUCGUCUUCACCAUCGAAGACCAUAUGGGUGUCUACCUUCACAACCACAUCGCCCAUCAUGACUUGACGCCAUGGGCCUUGGGUGCCAAGCCCAGUGUCCUUCGUUCCCAGCACGAAAGGAACACGUGUUACAUGCGCGACGCGAUGAUUGUGGUUGAACCGUUGGUCCAGGACCUUGAGGAUGAUGCCAUUUUCCUUUUGGGUGCGUGCAUUGACGAAGACUGGGGGCUGACGGUGGCUGCCAGGUAUCAAGAGUAUCUGAGCGAGGCCGAUGCCCUGGCGGCAGAGAAACGGGAGUCACCCCUACCCUUGGCGACCCUGAUUGAUAUGGAGCGUGCCGAUCCCAAGAUUAGCACUGUGUCAAGCCAUGAAUUCCACACUCAGACGCGCAAGCAUUCGGAGCGAGCAACUGCAGAGCUCAUCAACACAGCUGUUUAUAUCACCGCUGGUGCCCAGCUGCCGCCGUACCAGUGCACAUUUGAUUUCUAUCUACUCCACUGCCUGACUGCAAGCAUUGGCCAUGUGUCCUUCUUGAGGGAGCCAUCCUUCACCAACGAACAGAAAUCGCUGUUGCUGGGGUACAGCGGACGGGUGUUCAUGAUGACCUAUGCAGGCAUGGGCUGCCCGCAGCUUCGAUUAGACUAUCUCUGCUCACACCGAUCGAAGCUGCCAAAUCAAGGCUGGGGUGAGGUAUUUGAUCGGGCCUGCUAUCACGAAGAUGACGGCCAUAUGUCCAAGAUGAUCCGUUUGACAAAGCUGUCCCAAGACCUGUCGGAACAAUACGACUGUCUGCCGGAGUUUCGGGUGAAAAAGCAUAUGUUCUUGAUAGCCGGAAUUGCUAUGAUUGACUCCGCCAGCGAGCAGCCAAUGACCUGGACCAAGCAUUGGGACUUUGUUCGAGGGGCUGGGUAUCCUGACGCUUGGACGCGGUUCCCGAAGCGAGAUUACUGA